Molecule: messenger RNA, 1029 nt
Organism: Lotus japonicus
Lineage: Eukaryota; Viridiplantae; Streptophyta; Magnoliopsida; Fabales; Fabaceae
Exons: 1
Coding region: 1-1029 (342 amino acids)
Molecular function (GO): RNA-DNA hybrid ribonuclease activity; nucleic acid binding
Source: RefSeq, a predicted model, not a curated record
AUGGGCCUUUAUAGUGUUAAAUCUAUGUGUGCAGUAGUAGAAGCUCGAUGGUUCACUGAGGAUGGUUGGUCAGUACCUCAAAUCUUAAGGCCUAUUUUACCUUCCAAAAUUGCUUUAUUUUUGUGGCAGGUACAGAAGAACAGAAUAGCUUCUAAGGAGAAUCUAGCUCAAAGAGGGGUGGUCUUAGAGAAUGGUGCGCCCUGCAUCUUUUGCUUGUCCACAACAGAGUCGGUGGCUCAUCUUUUUUUGCAUUGUCCGAGAAUUUGGAUGUUAUGGAUAGCUGUGUUACACAGGGAGGGCAUUUCCUGGUCUGCUCCAGCAUCAAUUUCGACAUUGCUGGAUGAAUGGGGUGCGUUGCGUAAAAGUACCUCAAGAAUUUUAUGGGAUUUGAUUCCUUAUGCAUUAUGCUGGGAGAUAUGGAUGGCACGGAAUAAUGUGAUUUUCCAUGAUAAAAUUUUUGAUCCAGAAGCUAUUUGGGAGUCUCAUGCAUUUUUAAUAUUUACCUGGAUGAGAGCUUGGUGGAAAGAUUGUCCUUAUGAUGCAAAUCAGUUUGCAAGGGGUUUCACAAAAAUUGAUGUACAUGCUAAGGUUAGCACGCGGCCUGUCAUAUCUUGGAAACCACCUCAAGGAUUGAUUCUGAAAUUCAAUGUGGAUGGUUCUUUCCAAUCGGGCAGGGCGGGCAUUGGGGGGAUUCUGAGGAAUAAUGUCAAGAAGGUGGCUGGAAAAUUCUCUAGAAAGGUGGAGGUAAAACGUGCGGAUGAGGCAGAGGUUUUAGCAAUCUUAUAUGCCUUAUUAUUUUGCCAACAGUUCAUGGUAUAUUCGGUAGAAAUUGAGAGUGACCCAAGUCUCGCAGUGGAUUGGGUGUGCGGGACAAAAAACAGACCUUGGAAUUUAACAAAUGAGUUGAAUAUGAUUGACUAUUUACUUCCAUUGGUGGCUUGUCGUGGGGUAUCACAUAUUUUGAGGGAGGGGAACAUGGAGGCGGACAAGUUAGCAAAGGAGGGAUGUUCUCGUGAGGAGCCAAUUUGA